AAUUACGCCUCUUCAACUUAAAGUGAAAUCUGAUUUAUGGUUACGUACCUGGACACCCCCUCCCGCCCUCCGAGUCUGAGGCAGAUCACCUCAAGAACUACACAGCGGACAUUGUGCUGACAACUCCUGCGUGUGUUUUCGUAGGCAUCGUGCCGUAAAGAACAACAAAAUGGGCGCCGCUCAGUCUACUGGUUCUUCUCAUACGACUUCCUCUGCUGCUUCUCUCGCUCAAGGCGCCUUGCUCCCUGAUUGGACAGAGCUAUGGCCUGUGCUGUUUGGCGGUUCCACUGACGUUGGUAUCUUUGGUGCCACUCAGACAGCUAGAACUGCUCUAUCGCAAAGACCGGUGAACAUCUUUCAAGGGAAAACGAGUUCAAGUUCAAGGACCAGUCGCUACCGUGGGAGUUCUGCAGAGUUCAAGGCUGAUCUGGAGGUAUUGAGGGGGAAGUUAGAGGCGAAAAUGUGCAACAGCAACUUCAAGCGAGAUGAUAAAAACAAAGAUAUCGCUUCAUCGGCAGAAAUUGCGGGUCAUCUUGGUGCAGUCAAGGAUGUCGACGGGAGCAGCAGCAGCAGUACUAGCAGUAGCAGUAGCACGCUUGGUGAACGUGAGGGUGAAGCUUGUACGUCCAUAAGCAUAGGGGAACAAGGACAAGAAUUCGGAGAUCGCGCCGCUGCAGAAAAAAUGCUAAUGGGAUAUGUGUGUAUUGUGCCUGGUCUGGGCCUUUUACUUUUUCACCAACGUAGUUGUAGACUUUUUCUUUUACUUUUUCACCAACGUAGGUGUAGACUUUUUCAAGUGUACGUAGUUUAGAACAUAAACAGGGUCUCAACAGAUGAUAAGCACAACAUUUUUAUUCUCAUCUACCGCAAUAUCAAAACCACCAGGUCUCAAAGGCCGCAAAAACGAUGGAAACCAGGACAACUUCUUUGGCAUAACCUACAAUGAGCAGGAAGAAUUUUUACUGGGCUGUUUUGAUGGGCAUGGCCCUCAAGGAGAAGUCUUUAGCGAAAUUGCAACUUUGUGGACGCCAUUAGUGAUGCUGCGCGAAGUGGAUAAGGCGACUGCUAAGGUCGUGGGGCUGUCAAGGUCAAGGGCAUCACAACACUCAAGAACUCAUGGUGGGCUUACGAAGCAGACACCUGUUAAAAUAGAUUUUGGCAAUACCAUGAAAGUUCUGUUCGAGAAACUGGUAAGGAUAUCGACCAAGCGGUUAGAAGAUGCAGCAUCCAACGCUAGUUCAACGGCGUUCUUAACAGGCGGUGCUGACGCUGUUACCUUGUUAAGGCUAGAAGAAAUCCAUCUUCACAGGCAUCCUGAGACCGUUUUCAAGGGGAGAAAGGUCCUCGGAUGCGUCUCAAGAUGGAUUUCUCUUAGUUCUAACCUUGGCAAUGUCAGGCACAACGUGUGUGAUUGUCCAUGGAAAACGGAGAAGAACCACGACUGCUCGUACAGGGGGAUCGGGGACCACCACAGGUGGAGUACUAUCGAAUGCAUCUACAAGUUGUAGCUCUCCUGAUAGCACUAGCGGUGCUUCUACUCUUGCCGAUGCCGAUGGUGACACCAACAUUAGAAAUGCAAUUGCGAAUACUACCGCCAGUGAGAUCGAAAUUUCUUGCGGUUGGCUGGGUGAUUCACGCGCACUCUUGAUUGAGUGCUUGGUAAGUCCGAUAGUACACGAUGCUCAUGAGACUCAGGUGGGUUGUGCAGAUGACUCUAGUGGUGUCAACAAGAACGAAGAGGAGAAGGUUGGGUCUGAAGGUAAAGAAGAGACUCAUGAUCCUAGAGAACAGGCGAGAGAAGCAGCUGGCAAAUCCACAUUGCAACGGCAAGAUUCAUCAUCUUCAUCAACAUCUUCAGGCUCAAGGAUCGGAUCAGCGCCUGGAGUACAACUCGAAAACAAAGGCCCCUUCACAUUCAAACUAAGCAAAAUCACCGCUCUGACGAAAGACCAUAAGCCAGAAGCGGAAGAAGCAGUGAGACUAAGACGUAGUUGGUCUUUGGGUGAAACGAGGCAGACUGGGUUUAUCAAAAAACAACGCGUUUGGUUCUCAUGCGACAGAACGAAUUUGACUGAUGGCCUGAGAGUACCCUCUUUGUCUUCGCCGAAGAAAACUAGGCUGCCACCUUCGUUGAGGGCGGCGAGCCAGGAAGUAGGAACAAUUAAUGACAGUAUUGCAGGCACAGCGCCACCAGGAGCAGCAGCAUCAUCAGGAGGACAAGCUGCAAAUGCAGAAACCAUAUCAGACACAUCCAACGACAGUAAUCCUGGCGUGCUCGAUUUCAUGACCUCCGCUUUCAAUUACCUUCCGAGUGCCAGCUCAGUUGUUUCCUCGAUCAUACAUGCAACUAAUGGCGGUACCAAUGCUGUGAUGUCUGGGCUGAACAUGAGUCGCAGCCUAGGCGAUAAGUAUGCACAUGAUGCUGGAGUCUCAUCCGAGCCUGGGAUAUCAAAUGCUGUGGUUGAUGAUGAUUACAGGAGUAGAAGCAGAACUACUACGACAAGAACUACGUCGUCUGCUAGCGCCUCUACAGCAGUUGGGGACGAUAAGAACAAAGAAGUGAAGCAAGCCUUCCUUCUCCUCGCCACUGACGGCAUAUUCGAAAUGCUUGAUAACUCCCAAGUAGCUGAAAUCGUCAUUCUGAGUCUCAACAGCGGCAAGGGGAUUCAAGAAACGGCGCAUUGCGUAGCGUCCAAAGCGGCGUCGUUGUGGUCAAGGACAGGUGGGGGUGGACCUGUGUCCUACAUCGAUGACAUCACGGUAGUGCUGUGUGCGAUUUGAUGUUGAUGAUGCCAGCAACAUGAUAUCUUCGCAUUUGUAGCUUUAUAUCAGCAUCAAAAAUCAGCAUCAGGGCUUCCACUGCCAUGAUUUUGAAGAUAGAUUCCCAUACCCUAAGAUCAUCUUUAGUAGAGGAAACAGCCACGACUGUGACUGUGUACAGAAAAAAUCAUGUGUACAAUAUUCAUCGAAAGAU
Messenger RNA from Amoebophrya sp. A25, 2974 nucleotides. The record is from the annotation of a GenBank genome assembly. Lineage: Eukaryota; Dinophyceae; Syndiniales; Amoebophryaceae.